Gallus gallus (chicken) is the source of this 8996-nucleotide messenger RNA. RefSeq names its product fibroblast growth factor 13 (gene FGF13). Gene Ontology annotation, biological process: regulation of cell migration; cell differentiation; fibroblast growth factor receptor signaling pathway. The transcript is spliced from 5 exons. Gene Ontology annotation, cellular component: cytoplasm. Bases 3961 to 4542 code for a protein of 193 amino acids. The record is from RefSeq and is a predicted model, not a curated record. Gene Ontology annotation, molecular function: growth factor activity; fibroblast growth factor receptor binding. NCBI's taxonomy places the organism in Eukaryota, Metazoa, Chordata, Aves, Galliformes, Phasianidae.
AACUCUUCAUAAGUGUUGUACCCCAGUUGUAGUGAAUCUGGGGCAGAUCAGGGCAACUUCUGGCAUUUGGGAGCUUGUGGCUGUUUUGUUUCACGUGCUAAAAAUCUGAAUGUCAGACUUGCCCUUUAUGUUUUUAAAUGCUGUAAUUGCAGAACGCUUUUUAAACAUACUGCCUUGGUGUGCGGGCACGAAGUGCAGAGACUUUUGCCAGCUGUGCUUCUCAAGGCUUUUUGCAGCCUCGCAGACAGCACUCAGAGCUCGGGGUGCCUGCAGGAACACGCAGGUCCCCACGUAUCGAUUCCUGCUUGCUGCGAUGGCACCGCCAGGUGGCGGACGGAGCUCAGGCAGGAGCGUGCUGGUGCUGCACAGACCUCGCUGCAUGUUAAUUAGCGUCACCCCUUAAGGAGCUUCUUCCUUACACUGCGGUUGCAUGACAGGUGAGUAAAGUGAGGUCAGAAAGAGAGGGGGAAAAAGUAAUGAAAUAGGAGAUACUUCCAGGCAAAUAAACAUAUACGAUGCAUGCGUGAUAAACAUAUAUGAUAAUAUAUAUGAUGUUUUUAAUAAUCUGAUAUAAAAGUAUGUGAUGAAUUGAGUCAUCUUGGGGAUAACAUUUAAACAUCAUUCUGCAAAUAUAAUGAUGACUAAUACGGAAAUUGUAGAAUAACAGGUUCUAGUAUCCCAAAAAGUUGGGUCUGGCUGGGUGUUAGUUCAGGGCUCUCCUUACUCCACCUUAUCCAAGAAAGCAGAAACCUUCUUUAAGUCAUCAUCUGUAUUUCCCUGGAAGGUUUCUGUGGCAGCUGCUGUCUGACUCUGCAUGAUGUUACCAUGAGACUGCUGAGACAGCAGUGCUGUGCUUGCUGCUCUGUGCUUUGCAUUUGACAUUCUUUGGUCAUAGCAGCAGCAGCAGAAUAGAAUCCGGGCUCUCAGAUAAAUAGAUAGCGGUUUUGAUGUUGGAUCUUAGGUGUUCGGGGUUUGUAGGUUUGUUUGUUGAGGAAAUCAGUUCAAAAUGCAAAGCAGAUUUAAUUCAAACAGACACACCUGGUAGUUUGCAAGAUUACAAACCAGAUCUCUUGCUGAAGUUACGGAAUAGGGCUUUUUUUUCUGCAGCAGUUAAAAAGUAAUAUGUGUCAUUUCACUUGCAUCCACACUACUUGUUUGGAUGUGCUCAGGCGUUUAUCUCAGCACGCACCAUUACCUAGAUGCAAACUAGGCAGAGUUUGUCUGCUUCAGGCAACAUGCAGAAAAGGUAGAGCAUCAUGUUUGCAGUGUGGCUGUGAUUAUGGGGAGGAGAGUGCUUGCUACAGUCCUUGCUGACUGCCACCAUACCAGCCAGCAUGGGUUACUUGUGCUGGGACCUGCAAGUUGCCAGUUCUGGUUGCCUGUAAAGAGAACAGGUGUAGCACAUGACAUCAUGGGCAAACUGAUCAAACUGCGACUUCAAGGGGAUGAGAUCUCUUUUGAAGUGCUAAUUAAAGCUUUUCUCCUUGGAUAGUUAGCAAUGUAUUGCCCUCUCCAAACCAUCUCUUCCCAUUUCUCCUAGCUCUUUACUCAUCAGUCAUCUGCAGUUUUUAUAACAGUGAAUGCGUCAUAACAAAUGUCAGCUUGAUUUUUAUUGAUCCACAGGACAAAAAAAAAUGUAAAAUGGUUGUUUAUUGCAAAUCCACUUUUAGUCCUUUUGCCACAGAUCCGAUAACACAGUAUGAUGUUGCUCUUUUAAGCUGCCACUCCGCAGAAGUAAAGUCUGCGCUGGUCUAAAUCAACAGUGUGCAGGAAUCUCAGAGGGGCUGUGUUCCUUUGUGUCAGUAGUUCUAGUUAUGGGCUGAGGACAUGCAACAGACAUAAAGUGAUCAAAACAAAGUGGAAAUGAGACACAAGCAGUAUUUUCCUUUUAGGAAAACAGCUAAGCCUGUUAGUACACAAUGAAAAAACAAGUAGUAGAAAGUGUCAGAUAAACACAGGUUGUGCUUUCAAUAUACAAUCUUAAUUUUAUUGUAAAACCAUAAGAAUGUUUCUGAAUUGCUUAAAUGAUUGCUGAAAAGUACAGAACCUGGUAAUUUUAAUAAGAACUGUUUAAGUUUGGUGAAGUCAUUACAAAUUCAUGCAGGCUUUGGAAAAAAGAAUUAAGUGCAUUGGUGCUUGUGGAAAGAGUUACAUUGACAUGCAGAUUCAUCUUGUGCAUAAUUGCAAGGGAGUAAGAAAUACCACUGCUGGCUUCUGACUGCUUGUCGAUAAUUGACAUGGGUGACAUAAAAACUAUUGACUUGAGGAUGGUGGUUUAAAACCAGCAGCUCUCAGCAGGUGACUGGUGGUGGGCUUGAGUACAUUCCUCCACAUGGAUUGCUGGCUUCUUCUAGUGAAAAAUGUGCCAUUUCUAAGUGCAAAGGUCUCAAAACCAAUUUUUGCCCCACUGUAGUUUUCUUGGUAUGGUGCUGUUUGUUUGCCAGCAGCAAUAAUUAGGGAUGUUUUUAUUGGUACAGUGUACAUGGAUAUCAACAAUAUUCACAGCUUGAUUACAUGCAACUGUGGCAUAAUAAACAGUGAAUAUUCUAAAAUUAUGCAAUUCACAGCUUGGUUUUAUUUCUGCAUACCUGUUGCAAAUUCCAAGUAAAUAAGCAAUAAUGUGAAAUAGCAAAUGCCAAAGUAUUGUUCUGGGAGAAUUCUUCCUUAGCUGUAAAUUGGCAGGUUUCACCUUUUAGGUAUAAAUUUAGCAAAACAUAAAUGCUCAAAUGUGUUAAAAUGUUAAACUGACUUCAGUUUCCAGAUCUCAUUUUCUGUAGUGACUUUUUCUAAAGCUUGACACCACGCAUUUGCAAAUGGUUGUGUUAGAAGGAUUCCUGAAGUUACCACUCCCCAGCUGGAGGUUAGCACUUUUCCUGUUGGUAAGCAGGUUGGUGAAUACUCACCACUGAUCCAUUGCAUUGCAGAGUAAACCAUGCUCAUGCACAUAUGACUGAAAAACAUUUCUUAGUGGAAGGAGUGGUAGCUUCCCAUGAAGAGGAAGAACUCUUCUUAUACUACUCAUUAUUAUAUGUCUCUACAAUGACCAAGUCAUGAUUACAGACAGUAUUUGACUUUCAAAUCUUUGCCACUGGAUUGUAUAAAUUUCACUCAUGUAGUGUGUGAGCAGGGGUGCUGCUGAAGAAGGAUGAGUUACACAAGGUCUUCACUGAGUUCAGCAACAGAAAAUUCAAAUCCAGCCCUCGAUGGCCACAGUUCAACAACGUGGUUUGCAGUACUGUGCAUCUUCAACACCUUUCCUCAGUGGCAUUUGCAAUCCUCAAAACUGUAUUGGGAAUAGCAGGUGUUGUUGACUUAAUAUUUCUCACAAAACACAAAAGCUUUUCUGAAAAUACAGAGUAAAACUUAAAAAAAUCAAAAGGUGAAUGCAGGUUUCAGAAUAGUUAGCAAAUGUAAUUAUUUCAAGUGCUUUUUAUUCUUGUAACAGUGCAUCAGCAGUGCCGUUUAUUUAAAGAAGAAAGGAAGUAUGGUACGUAUUCUGCCUCAUGAAUGUUGUUCAGCUAGUCAUAUUGCAAAAUGCCUUGCAAUAAGAGUCUCAGCUAAACCAAGCACCAGGCUCCUAUGGCUGGUGUAAUGUGCUACAGUAUCCUGUUACAGGCAUUCUUUGUAAUUCUAGGAGGCAGAAAAUAAAAUUUGACACUCGAAAAUAAUAAGUUUAAGUAAAUCAUGUGGGAGAAAUGUACGUUUAUGUCCAAGAAACGGUUAGAUGUUGCCAGAACAAUACAGCUACAUUAUGAAUCUUUAAUGAUCUCUGAAAGUCAUAAUGGUCUGUCACUAAUGCCCAUUAAUGAUCUCUCUAUACCACGAGUAUGGGCUUGAUGUUUCUGGCCAGUACCUUAGAGAAUACUUUAAAUAUGCGUUAAACUUUCUCUGAUCUACUCCUGUGUGUCUGCUCCAAAUGUAGACUGCAAUUGUCUGGGUAGGAGCAGCUUGUAAGACAGCAUGGCUUUGGGGUUAAGAAAGUCGUAUUCAGAGCCUCAGCUUAAAGGUAUAGUAACAAAACUAUACAGCAGGCAAGGAUACCACUUGCAGUUGCAAGCAGAUGGAACAAUUGAUGGAACAAAAGAGGAGGACAGUAGUUAUACGUUGUUUAACCUCAUACCUGUGGGUUUACGAGUGGUGGCGAUUCAGGGGGUUCAAACAAAAUUGUAUCUGGCAAUGAACAGCGAAGGAUACCUAUACACAUCAGAACAUUUUACACCUGAAUGCAAGUUCAAAGAAUCAGUAUUUGAAAACUACUACGUAACAUAUUCUUCGAUGAUCUACAGACAGCAACAGUCUGGCCGGGGUUGGUAUUUGGGUCUUAACAAGGAAGGAGAAAUAAUGAAAGGAAACCAUGUGAAGAAAAAUAAACCUGCAGCACACUUUCUUCCAAAACCAUUAAAAGUGGCCAUGUACAAAGAGCCUUCUCUCCACGAUCUCACAGAGUUCUCAAGAUCUGGAAGUGGGACCCCAACAAAGAGCAGAAGUGUUUCAGGAGUGCUAAAUGGGGGUAAAUCCAUGAGCCAAAACGAGUCAACGUAGCCAGGUUAAGGCAAGCCAAGUGCUCUCUAAACAGAACCUUACCUCUGGAUGCAGUUGAAUUCUUACUAGCAGUCUUUCAUCCAAAUGUUCAAUUGCCCAGGACAAGCCACCGAACUUGCAUAGGUCACUCGUUUAUCAGCCAUUAGAUCUACUGGUUGUCAAAGGAUAUACCCCAAUAAUGUAGAAUAUGCUUGUGCAUAUCACAAGGCACUUGGAUAGCCAGCAAACGUAACUGCGGAUUAAAUCUCGGAGAAGAGGUGUCCAGAUCUUUCUCUCUCUCUCUUUUUCUCUCUCUUUCUCUCUCUCUCCUAUGCUUUGUGGAAUACGAAACAAAAAACAUUUCACAGCAUUCACUGCUGAUAAGAAUUUGCUUUCCAACUAAGAAAAAGACCACUUUUGCUCUUCAAAGGAAAUUUUAAUGCUUAUAUGUUUUAUAGGGGAAACAAAAAACAAAUAUGUAAACUCUGUUGUUUCCUUGGCUUACCGUUUUAUAUCUAAGGCUUGAUAAAAAGAUGUAUCCUUUAAUUUGAAAUAGUGCAACUUUUUGAUUUCUGAACUCCAAUGGGUCUUUCAAGCUAUGUCUUUCAAAAAAUAAUUAAAAAUUCAGGGUUGGAACUGAGAGUUGGUGUCUCAGGCUCUAGCAAACAGUGUUCUUGUGGUUUUAAACACAACGAAAUAUAAAUUUUUAUAGAUUUGUAGUUUCUGGUAAAGUUCUUGUGCUAACCCCAGUCUGUAGGAACUGAAAUGUUCUGUUAUCCCAAGUGGAAGUUGACAGAAAGGGAUAAAAUUAUCCUCCAGUGUAGAUUUCUCUUAAUUCCAUUUUGUGUGUCAUGUUAAACUAUUGUUGUGGCUUCUUUUCUAAAGACAGAAACUGUGGAAUUAAGGUGACUUAAUUUUUUAUAAGAAACGUCUUAUUUGUAAAAGUCCUUCUUUCACUGUAACGGGCACGUGAAUAUUGUGUAGGAGGAAGCGUUAGGACAGGUUACCCCUAAACAACAUAUACUUAUACAUGCUAUUGGAAACAAUUGUUUAAAAAAAAACGUAGUUAGGUUUCCAUUUAGGUCAUCAUGUCUGUUGCAUGGGAGAAAGUUGGAAUAUUGGCCUAGAGUUGCAUGAUGUGUAAGAUUUUGUGCAUUAAUCAUCGUUGGAUUCUGUGCUCCAAAACUGACAUAGUUCUGUACAGGCAGCUUUCUGCCUUGUACAAAAGAGUUGUUUAUUAUUUGUUGUAUACACAACCAUGCACUGAAUAAACCAUUUAUAUCAAGAUGUACUUUUUAAAAAAGCUUGUUUGAUUAUAUGAUGUACAUCAAUGAUUACUUUCAAGGGAAAAGGUUGGCAAUUAAAUUAUAAAAUUAUAAAAGAUACUGUAAUUAAUGUUCAAAAUCUUUCUAUGUAACAAGUUAUUCCCUUGUGACUCCGUACUCCAUAUGAAUGAGAAAACAUUCUUCCUUUUGGAUAUUGUUAGAACUGGUCUUACGCGCCCAGCUGAGAUACUCAAAACACAGUGACUACUAAGUGCCACAAAGUCUGGGUAACAGCCCCUUCGCUGCACGCUGUUGGAGCCUCAGUGAACUGCUCUCUUCUGCUUUGAGCUUCUCCAGCUUCUCUGUGUCUGUUCUCCUUGUUAGGCUUCCUUAGUGCAGCCACAUAGCGCUACCUCGCAGCACACCUCCCCAGAGCCCUCGGUACAGGGGGACCCAAAAAGAUCUGGUGAGUUCAGCAUUGCUCAUGUCAGGGUGGCACCUUGAGGAUGCUCAGAGUUCCCUGAGCAUCGCUGUAGGCACUCAUCGGGGCCAGCUCGUCUGGUCUUGAGGAAAUGGGCUACCAUGCCUCCUGCAUUUGUGCACAUAUUCUGGGGAGAAAAUGUAUUUCUCUCCUAAGUUUUCUCUCCAAAAGCAUCAACGAGAACUUCUCUACAGUGUCCAUACAGCUCUGACAGGUGAGCUUUGCUCAUCAAGGUGUUUCAGUAAGACCUAGGAGGAACAUGUUCUCAUCAUGGGUGGCUGAAGAAGCAGGUCUGGAAGGGAAUCAUGGAAACGGAGACAAAAAGCUGCCUGUAAGUGUUAGUCUGACAUUAAAAGCAGAUAUUGUGUUGUCUAGUGUGUCUCCUUCCCUCCUGAACAUGCUAGGAGAAUUAGCUUUUUUUAUGAAUGUCAGGGCUGAGAGAAGAGAGAAGGCAAUCAUUUCACAUCAAACUCCCAAAUUCAUUCUUUUAUGGCAAACUGUAUGCCAAGAGCUCCGGCUUGCUAAGUUCCUCUGUUGGAGCAGGGUAUUGCCCUCCCCAGAUAACACCACUGUGGUGACCUUCAGAGGGCCUGGGAUCCUCAUAUCCACCCUUGCUGAAGGGUGAAGAAGGUGGGGAAGAACUAUUAUGAAAGUCAUUAAAGAAUUGAAGAUGUGCCCUGUGCUUGUUUUUGGAGUUUUGAUAUUUUAGUGGGUCUGAAGCAUUUUUUCUCUUCAGCUAAUUGUGCUUUGCCUUCAUGAAGCAUUUUCUUAAUCCUCACAGUCAAGAAAAUCAGACUCAUUGGGGUGCAUGUUCCAAAAAAGGAGUCUGAGUGCCUUAGGAACAUAAAACCUGAUCAAAAGUAGGCAUCGUUGUGCCAAAGCUAGCUAGACACAUUGUUCAGUGCCAUGUUUAUUAUCCUAAAGGUAACUGGAAGUCUGCUGCUUUGCUUGAUAGCUGCAGCCUUGCAACUCCCCAUCCCCAAUAUCUCCAACCUUGAAGGUCAUCUGCAGCAAAGGAAAAAUGCUCAUCUCACAAACUGUCACUUCUGAAGACCCAUUUUGCAUAUUGACAUUGUCAUCAGCUGUGAACAUUCGCUGUCAAGUCCUUAGUUUCGAAAGUUUCUAACAUAUCAGGCUAGCAAAGCCCACUCUUGGGUUAAAGAUGAGGAGAGAUGUAUGGUGAUAGAUGAGCCAUAAGCAGCUGUUUCUAAAAACUUCUGGCAAACCUGUUACAAUUAUCUCCUUCAGAGUUUGUAGACUGGAAGGGGAAACCCUUGAUAGCAUCCUGCAGUAGACAAAAGCUCAUAUACACUAUAGGCAAAGUGGGAGAUUAUGCCCAGAAUCUUACAAGUAGUCUGUGGAGCCAUAGAAUGAGAAAUACAGUAAAAUGUGCCUUUGCAGACAGUGAUGUGAAGGUGAUACUCUGACCCAGCCAGCGAAGACCCUUGAGUAGACAGGAAUUUGGAUUCAGCAAAGGAACUUUAGGAGUUAGACUCAAGUAUUUAUUUAUCUGCCUCCUCCUGCACCCAUAGAUUAGCUCAUUAAACAGAUAACUCUUGAGUCAUACCUUCAUUUAAGAAGCCUGCUAGAUGUUGGAAAAGUAUCCGUAUCGGGUGGCUGUCUAUGAAAAGAAAACUUACAGCCACCAAAGUAGGUUAACCCUACUUUGCUCUGCCACAUGUACCUGUCCAAGUGCAGUAGGAUGCAUGCCUGGAAUAAAGAAAAACCAAGACUUGUACUGCCUGUGAGCCACCAACCACCUGCAGAAGGUUUGCUCUCAGGCCCUUCUUUAUUGCCAGUAUGAUGGCUUAUGCCUCUCACCUGCCAUUCUGUUUGUCCCUGCCUUUCCACCAAUGUGACCACACUCUGUGUGGCAAACCCUGGGCCUGGAUUUGACUCAGGAGGUGCAAAACUGGUAUGGUGGCUUUUCGAUUCACCUGGGCUUCCUCAGGCAAAGGCCAAGAGCCACCGUGGGGCAGAGGCCUUAUGAAAGGCUGACAAACACUAUCUGCCAACCCAACAGGAAACAGGGCACCCGUGAAAGUGGAGGAAAACUGCUAGGAGCACAACUAUUACGGGGCAAAACCUCUGCCUUUUUGAGAUCCACCUAUCAGAGCUGCUUUCUCUGAGGUCUCUGCAGGGGACUUGAACAUUGCCUUCUCUGUCUGGUUUUGGGGUGAGGGAGGAUAGCAAGAGCUCUUCUCUGUAUCACAGAGAGAUCUUUAUUUUCUUUUUUCUUUCUUUUUUAUUUUAUUUUAUUUUAUUUUAUUUUUAAGUUUAAUUUACCUCAUGCUACCUCAUAGCAUGGUUGUAUCUCCAUAGCCCCUUGCUCAGACAUGUUCAUCGCUGGCACGAUGGAAGACAAUUCCCUACUUGGGGAAAACACCUCCAGGUUCCCCCCAGGAAGAACGGUGCCCCUUCUGCAGCACUGUCUGGUGUCCCCACCGCUGGUUUCCAGCCCACAGGCCAGGGUUUCCAGUGGGAUAAAGGUGGUGUAACGAGCUCAGGGAUGCUGUGGUAUGUCAGGCCUCUCAGCAGCUGAGCACAAGUGCGAGAGCCAGGUCUGGCAGAGCUCUGCUGUGUCUUGAGUAUCUCUGCAUGGAGACCAGAGCCAGCUCUAAUGGGUUUAAACGUCUCCCUGACAUAUCCUUAACCAGGACACUUUUGCAGGACAGAAUCUGUAUGUAACAACCUCCUAUCUUCUAAUAAAUAAGUCUCUCUAAAACAGA